This is a messenger RNA of Aspergillus oryzae RIB40, 456 nucleotides long. RefSeq names its product DODA-type extradiol aromatic ring-opening family dioxygenase. NCBI's taxonomy places the organism in Eukaryota, Fungi, Ascomycota, Eurotiomycetes, Eurotiales, Aspergillaceae. The record is from RefSeq and is a predicted model, not a curated record. The transcript has a single exon. Bases 1 to 456 code for a protein of 151 amino acids. Gene Ontology annotation, molecular function: oxidoreductase activity, acting on single donors with incorporation of molecular oxygen; ferrous iron binding; zinc ion binding.
AUGAACGCCCGAUAUGACCCCCAUUUCCAUAUGAAGGUGGGUUCGACUCUUCGUCAGCUGCGCAAGGAAAACUAUCUCAUCAUCGGAACCGGCGGAGCGGUUCACAACCUCUAUCGCAAUCGCUGGGCCCCUAUGCUUCGCUUCCGCGACAACUUCGCACAGGAUUCGCCCCCGGAGCACUGGGCACUCGAGUUCCGACAAUCCGUCGAGGAUGUCUUCCUCAAGACCUCUGGGCCGCAAUUAAGACGCGCCAUGACGCGGCUGAUGAAGCAUCCAGAGUACCGCGAUGCGCAUGCUACAGAUGAUCAUUUUAUGGCUGCCAUGUUCGUUGCGGGCGCAGCUGGGGAUUUCGAGGAUGAGGGAACCCCUGCUAUUUUGGCGACUGAGACGUGGGAACUUACGAACAUGUGUAAUUCUCAGUUUACGAUUGGCUCUUGGCCGAAGGUUGCAGCAUAA